AUGUCAAUGUUGACCAGGAAGGGAACGAUGGUUCGUAAGAACCGAGGGUCUUUAAAACGACAAUCGGUUCGGAGACAAGGGAACGGAUCCAUAACAAGGAAACAACAAAAAACAACAUCGGAAAUGCCAGAAUCUCCUCGUGUCAUUGCUGUCAAGCAACAGGAAUUUCAAUAUCCCCAGUCAUCGCCGACAAGGAGUGUUGCAAGCACUAUUGUAUCAUUUGACGAUGAAAAGCAGUUGUGUAAAACAUCAAUUGAUUGGAGAAAAAACAAACAAUGUGACCAAGAGCCCCAAUAUGAAGCAAUUAUGAUACAAAUCCAGGAGGCAAACAAAGAGGCUGAAAACACAUGUGAUUUCAUUUGCAGAAGUAGUAAAAUAAUGUGUCAUACAGUCCUUGUUACAGUGAUUGUUGGUUUAUCAAUGGCCUUACCGAUUACCAUGAUGUCAGUAGGUGUCAAAUACCUGAAUGAAUGUCCAAAACAGAAGAAAGUUCCAGUAUACUUACUAGUUGGAGGCUGCUUUGGGAUGCUAAAGGUACUCGGAACAAUAUGGCGAAAUAUUCGAUACCGUCGCUAUGAUGACAUGGAUAGCUUUUAUGACGGCCAUGGUGGCGAUGGAGCAUUUGCAGCAAAAACAUAUCACAUGAUGGAUAUGAUAAUUUCAACUUUUUUAUUAGCAUGGCUAAUAGCUGGUACAUACUGGGUUUUUGAAAUAUGGCAGCCCCAUUAUAAACAGUUGCUACAUGAACCAAGCAAUUGGUGUGAUAAACACGUGUACAUGUUUGCUGUAUAUCAGAUAAUUGGUUGCUAUGCUUUUCUAGCGUUUCUACUAUUAACAAUGUGUGUAUUGGCUUCUUGUUACAAAUUUACAAAUAUUUUUGAUCAUUCGUGAAAUGAGCAAAUUCAUUUGUUCAUGUUUUUGCUAUAUUUAUAUAUAAUAGUACAUGGAAUUGUAUAAUGUUCAACAUGGUUGUGAAAAACUUUACGUUUUAGUAACUUGGGCAGAUUUUAAUUUUUCAUAAACAAAUAUGUUUACUACUUACUCUAUAUUAAAACUGUUAUCAACUUCUAUCAAAAACAAAAAAGAGCAAGUACACAAAAAAUAUCAAAGCAUGACAAGGUACAAUGUAUCAAGGUGACAAUUUGCGAUAUUUUAGGUUAAGUUUGUUAUUUUAUUCUUAAAAAUAAUAGUUCAUACUAGUCGCAGUAUAAACAUUAAACAAAUAGACAAACAAGAUCAGAAUCACGCCAGUCACUUAAAACUUUGUUUUCCAAAUGCAAGUUACGGUUGUCAGAAAUUAAAAGAAUACAUGUGUAGAGUGGCAAGUCAACUUUAAGUGAAACAUUAACACAAUUGUCAUAUACAUGUAUUUGUAUUCUGGCGGUAAGUCGAGUUGACAUUUUUUUUGAAUCUGAUACAUCACUGUUAUACUUGAAUGUAUGAAUGGUUCCCGUUACGAAUUGUACAACGAUUGUAUAUAUAUAUGUGAUAGAUAUAUUUCUGAUGUGUUAGUUUGACCAAUUUGCUGUGGCUUAACAUUCGGACGUGUACACCCUACUUAUAUUGAAUGUGUUUUUUGUCUAAUAUCAUAUAUCAUGUGUAUAUCAUACAUUGUACUGAUAUAUUUUAUUAUUGCUAAAUCCAAACGAGCUCCUGGUUUUUUAUCAACCAAUAUACAUUUAUCUAUUUUUACAGAAAACAGUCUA
Messenger RNA from Mytilus trossulus (common blue mussel), 1706 nucleotides. RefSeq names its product transmembrane protein 272-like. The transcript has 4 exons. Lineage: Eukaryota; Metazoa; Mollusca; Bivalvia; Mytilida; Mytilidae. The record is from RefSeq and is a predicted model, not a curated record. Bases 1 to 891 code for a protein of 296 amino acids.